Rotaria sp. Silwood2 is the source of this 219-nucleotide messenger RNA. The record is from the annotation of a GenBank genome assembly. NCBI's taxonomy places the organism in Eukaryota, Metazoa, Rotifera, Eurotatoria, Philodinida, Philodinidae.
AUGAUUAUCUUUUAUAAUAAAUCAAUUUUUCCUUUGUUUAAUCUUAUUCCAUCUGACAAUGAAGUUUCUCCACGUAAACCAUCCGAUAUUGGUGGUAAAAGUAAUGGUCAUCAUAUUCAUGCUGAAUAUGCAAUGAAUCCAUCAAUAGUUAAUUUUUAUUCAAUUUUAUUAUUAUCUGAUGAACAGAUGAUGGAAAACAAUGAUCAUUAUCAUCAAUGA